UGGGAGGUGAAAAUAAGGCGGUUGUGGCGGGAGGGAGAGAUUUAGCGCGGUUGCCCCCUUUCCUAAGCACAGAGAGACUGUGCCCAAUUCCCGUCCCAAACCAUCCUGGGAACUUUUGCGGUCCUGCAGAUUGAAGACUUAAAUCCAAGGUCAUGGCAAAACAUCUGAAGUUCAUUGCCAGGACUGUGAUGGUACAAGAAGGGAACGUGGAAGGUGCAUACAGGACUCUAAACAGAAUCCUUACCAUGGAUGGGCUCAUUGAGGACAUAAAGCGACGGCGGUAUUAUGAGAAGCCUUGCCGUCGGCGACAGAGGGAAAGCUAUGAAACCUGCCGGCGGAUCUACAACAUGGAAAUGGCUCGCAAGAUCAACUUCUUGAUGCGAAAGAAUCGGGCGGAUCCAUGGCAGGGCUGCUGAGGCCUGUGGUUAGGAGGCCCACUAUGAAAACCCUUACCAGUUGUCUGCACCUCUUUUCUUCCUCCAAUCCCAUUUACCUUUCUUAAAAUAAACUCAAUCACAUAUAUACAAGAAGCAAUUCCACUAGUCAGCUGUGGAUACUCUCUUUCAUUAAGUCAAAAGACAAACUGAGUCAAAAAGUAGUCUAGGGAUAGAAUCUUGGUUGCCAAGGGCUGGUUUGACAGGAGGGGGAUGGGAAAUUAUUGUUUAAUGAGUGUGAGUUUCAGUUUGGGAAGAUGAAAAGGUCUGGAGAUGGAUGAUGGUGGAACUUGCACAACAAUGUGAAUGUAUUUAAUCCCAUGGAAUUGUACGCUUAAAUGACCAAUUAUGGUAAAUUUUAUGUUUUGUAUAUUUUACUGUAGUUUUUUAAAAAGCAGUCUUGAGGUGGGAAAUUUUUCUCAAAUGUAGUAGAGUAUAUCUCCCAUGUUCUAACUCAUUUUUAUGAAACUCAAAGCAAGAUCUCAUGACUGGAAAAGGAUCUAGUCCUCUUUACUGAACUGCCUUCCAACUGUUGGCAGGCAGUUCAGUAGAGGGAGAGGAGGCAUGAAUGUAUUUAGAGGAAGUUCUACUUCUGAAACACCCAUCAACCAGAGGAGUAGAGAGCUGAAACCCUUCCCCAGAAGAAUCUUUAAGACAGUCUUAACAUUUACCCCUGUUUUGUCGUUUCUUUAGUUUUCCUAAAGGAAGCUAAUGGAGGGUUGGUCGAAAUGAAAGCAGUAGAUGGAUGGUAGGAAAGAAGGAAUGGGGGAGUGUUAAGAGAAAGCCAGAAAAACCUACAGUGGUGGUUCUCAAAAUGCGAUCUUCAAAUCAGCAGCAUCACCUGAAAAACAGCUUGAAAUGUAAGUUUUAGACCUACUUUAGACCUUCUGAAUUGGAAAUUGAGGUUGGAGCCCAGCAGUCUAUUUUAACAAGCCCUGCAGGUGAUUCUGAUGCCUGAUAACAUUUGAGAAUCAUUGCCCUAUAGUACUCAAAAGAGAUUCCAGGUGGAGGUUCUGACUGCCACCCCUCCCUCUCCUCAGCAGGCACUUCCAGGUGAGAGCUGGGGCAGCUGACCACUAUCGGAAGACCAGCUGCUCUGCUUCCUCUCCUGUUGUGUUUUUUCUGACCUUGGUCCCCUGACAGUCAUGCCUGCUAGUGCAAAGACAGUUAGUGCCAAACCCCGUAGAAAGCAAAGGGUAGUCACCUCUCCUGACCCUGACUGGAGCCCUCUCAGCAUUGAAAAGUUAAGAGCAAACUGCCUCACCUCCGACCUCUCCACAUCACUAGUGCUCAAACAUUGCCCCCUUGUGGUACAGCAGCAUGACUUCAGAUUUCUUCUGAUUUUAAUUCUGUCUGUUUUUUCUCGUUUUCACGAUAACCAUAUUUAUUGAUUAAAUAUGUGAUGAAACAGUUUUAUACAAUCUCAUUUUCAUAAGAAAUAUUUAUACUUCUGAAUCUGAUUG
Budorcas taxicolor (takin) is the source of this 1897-nucleotide messenger RNA. It is a transcript of the gene MRPS21, whose product is annotated as mitochondrial ribosomal protein S21. Gene Ontology annotation, cellular component: ribosome. The transcript has 3 exons. The record is from RefSeq and is a predicted model, not a curated record. The coding region runs from base 153 to 416 and encodes 87 amino acids. Gene Ontology annotation, molecular function: structural constituent of ribosome. Gene Ontology annotation, biological process: translation. NCBI's taxonomy places the organism in Eukaryota, Metazoa, Chordata, Mammalia, Artiodactyla, Bovidae.